CUCGGCAGGCUGUCGCUUGUGGUCCAUCACCGAUUUAAAAUCCACUGUGCAGAAAAGCUCGCUCUCCCAGUAGGGGGCAUGUACUAACGAGCUCCGUCUCCCUCCAAUUUUCGGGAUUUGCCCCGGGGCGCUCGAACCACUGAACGCACUGCUGAGGCUCCAGCAUCCAAGGAUUACCCUCUACUGCUGCCUUCUUUUACUGUAUGAUGUAUCGGCUGAAUGGGUUACCAACGAUGGACGGAGAAUGAAUAACUGAUAGAUGACAUCAUGACGGUCACCUACACCGCGCAAGUUGCCAAUGCGCGCUUCUGCGGGUUCUCCAAACUGCUCCUGGCCUGGAGGGGAAGCAUCUACAAGGUCUUAUGGAAGGAGUUCCUUGCUUUCUUCGCCAUGUACACUGCCAUCAGUGUCACUUACAGAUUCUUCCUCUUUGAUGACCAGAAGAGGUAUUUUGAAAAACUGGCAAUUUACUGCAACCACUAUGCCAGUCUCAUCCCCAUGUCUUUUGUGCUAGGUUUUUACGUGACACUGGUGGUGAACCGCUGGUGGAAUCAGUACACCCGCAUUCCAUUACCUGACCGCCUGAUGUGCGUGCUCUCCGGCGGCCUGCAGGGUGUGGACGAGCGCGGGCGGCUGCUGCGACGCACCAUGAUGCGCUAUGCAAGUCUGUCCGCGUUACUGAUUUUGCGCUCGGUCAGCACCGCGGUGUUCAAACGCUUCCCGACCAUGGACCACGUCGUGGAAGCAGGGUUCAUGACCAGGGAGGAGCGGAAGAAGUUUGAGAGCCUCAAAUCCCCCUAUAACAAGUACUGGAUUCCCUGUGUGUGGUUCACUAACCUGGCCGCCCUGGCCCGCUGUGAGGGCAGGAUUAAGGACGACAGCACCCUCAAACUAGUGCUGGAGGAACUCAAUCAUUUCAGAGGGAACUGCAGUAUGCUUUUCCAUUACGACAUGAUCAGUGUUCCCCUGGUCUACACUCAGGUGGUGACUCUGGCCGUGUACAGUUUUUUCUUCGUGUGUCUGAUAGGACGUCAGUUCCUGGACCCCACACAGGGCUACCUGGGUCAUGACCUGGACCUGUACGUCCCCAUCUUCACUCUGCUACAGUUCUUCUUCUAUGCUGGCUGGCUCAAGGUAGCAGAGCAGUUGAUAAACCCAUUUGGAGAGGACGAUGAUGACUUUGAGACCAACUGGCUGAUAGACAGGAACUUCCAGGUCUCCAUGAUGGCAGUCGAUGAGAUGUAUGGGGAUCUUCCCAUCAUGGAAAGAGACCGAUAUUGGAACGACUCUAACCCUCGUCCUCCCUACACUGCAGCAACUCUAUUCAGGCUGCGCAAACCCUCCUUCCAGGGCUCCACCUUCGACAUGGCGAUUCCCAAAGAGGAGAUGCACUUCGCUCCCCUGGCGGAUAUCACUGAGAACGUGGAGUCUCAGCGUGGGGGUCACCACCCCAACAUGGCCCUGUUCAACCGGCUCCUCUUCACUGCCCCGUCCCCCACGGGACUCAUUGGAGGGGCUGCGCCGCACCUCCGCCCAGCUCCAAAGGUUCCGCCGUCGCUCCGGGAUGUACCCGCCCUCGUUCAGCGAUGA
Messenger RNA from Oncorhynchus keta (chum salmon), 1590 nucleotides. It is a transcript of the gene best2, whose product is annotated as bestrophin 2. The coding region runs from base 268 to 1590 and encodes 440 amino acids. The transcript is spliced from 10 exons. Lineage: Eukaryota; Metazoa; Chordata; Actinopteri; Salmoniformes; Salmonidae. Gene Ontology annotation, molecular function: chloride channel activity. The record is from RefSeq and is a predicted model, not a curated record.